AUGGCUUGCAGAUCAGGCUGCUGCGGUCCUCCUCACGAUCAAGCAAUUGCUCACGAUGCUGCGCCUCCAAUCGCCCCUGGUGAAUCAACUGGCGAUGUCCCUAGUGGUGGCGACACCUGCUGCGAAGAGAGCGGUUUGGACAUUGGAUCCGAUGCUGAGAUGGCCGAAUGCAACAACGCCGAUGAUGGCAGAGACGAGAACUGCAACAAUACUCACCAUGGGACACUGGUCGGAGACGCGGUCCACCAGCAGAAGCAGGGCUGCGCUGCGUCCAAGCACGGCAGCAUUGACUCGGAGCAGCCUGAAGAGGACUGCUGCGCGCCGAAGACCAAUAGUGACGGCUGUGUGAACGCUUGUUGCGAGUCUAGGGAUGGGCAGGCUGCUGUACGCAGCGCUCAGCACAAUGCUGUCCAUGAGUCUGCGAACGACUCAGCGAAAAGACCUCCUGGUGUUGAAUGUCAGCUUGAAGGCGACCUCUCUGACCCCCAAUCUUUCCCGGCCUCCUCCAAUGGUCCUGAGCCCGAGCAGGAAUGCUGCGCUCCAAAGCCCAGAGGCUGCUCGUUAGGGUGCUGCGGCUCGAUCAAGGGAAAAGAGUCAAUCGAUACUCCCAAGACCAUAUCAACCAAAGCAAUCGCGAAUAGGACAGCGGUAAAAAGCCAUUCUGAUGCCGACGAAGGUCCGAAAAUCUGCUCAGACGAUAGCAGCAAAGGCUGCUGCUCAUCUAGCCCUGCGCCUGACGUUCAUGAAGAGGAAGCACUCCGCUGUUGUGAGGGUAAGAAGGCACCUUGCUGCGACUCUACUUGUAUCGACCGCCUCGCUUUACGUGAAUGCGUCAGCGGAAUGGCAUCAAAGUCCCUCCACUCGCGCAAAGCCUCCGCUGAGAAUAAUUGCGCCGGUGGUCGAGACGGCAAGCCAUGCAGUGGUCACUCCAAGAGCGUACGUGAGGUCUAUCAGUCGAAGCUUGAUGCCUUGGGAUGCAUCUGCCGUGCACUCCUAGCUCUUGGCCAAGAAUCUUGCUGUGCUCCCCGUGACCGCUCUUCCAUCGACAGGAAGCGAUCUUCAAAGAAGUCCACGUCUCUUCAUCGCGCCUCAGUUGAGUCCUGCUGCACUUCCGCAAUGGACAAGACCGCUUCUAGUCCGGCGGAACGCAAGUGCGGCCAAAAGUUCAUUCGCACCUCAAGAACUGGUACCAAGCCGAGUGCCUAUGCCGAUGGCUGCUGCUCGAAACCCAGGCCCCUGAGUAUUGCUGAAUCCUGUGCCGACUGUUGUGACGAUGAGUCGCCGCCAAGCGUUGAUCACCCACCAUUAUCACAUGUGUCCAAGGGUGUCAGCGAGGAUGUUGAACAGAGACUUACUGAAAAGGAGCACGUGAUUCUGAGCAUUUCCGGCAUGACCUGUACUGGAUGCGAAACCAAGCUUAGGCGGACUCUUGCCAGAAUGGACGCAGUCAAGGACCUCAAGACCAGCUUGGUGUUGGCUAGGGCUGAAUUCGACUUGGAUGUCGGCGCUGUCUCGGUGGAUCAAGUUGUCAAGCAUCUCGAACGAACUACCGAAUUCAAAUGCGAGAAGGUCUCCUGGCAGGGUGCUAGUAUCGACAUCCUAUGCCCCAGCGAACCCCAGGAUUUCAUUAAUCUGCCAUGGCCGAAUGGUGUCAUAGACAUACGUGUUAUGGACAAGACUAGCGUUCAUGUCGAAUUCGAUGCGAAUAUCGUCGGAGCCCGCGAUCUGGUUGAAAAGGGCUGGGGCGCGCCUGUCACACUGGCGCCACUUCGAGCGGACCCGUCGCUGGAGGCUGGAAGCAAGCAUGUCCGCAACAUGGGAUUCAUCACCUUGCUUUCAACUAUCUUGACGAUUCCUGUCCUCGUCAUGGCCUGGGCACCCCUUUCAGAGAGAGAAAUCGUUUUUGGCUCGGCGUCUCUAGCUUUGGCCACCAUUGUACAAGUCGCAAUUGCCGGACCCUUCUAUCUAAAAGCUUUGAAGAGUCUCAUCUUUUCAAGAGUGAUUGAGAUGGAUCUGUUGAUUGUGCUGAGCACAAGCGCAGCAUACAUUUUCUCAGUCGUGUCGUUUGGGUUUCUUGUCUCUCAGAAACCACUUUCGACUGGUGAAUUUUUCGAGACGAGUACCCUUCUCGUCACUCUCAUUAUGGUUGGUCGAUACGUGAGCGCUUUAGCGCGGCAAAAGGCUAUUGAAUCUAUUUCGAUACGAUCUCUUCAGAUGUCGACGGUCUUGAUCGUCUAUCCAUCAGGUGAAGAUAAGGAGAUCGAUGCCCGCCUUCUUCAAUACGGGGAUAUCUUCAAAGUUGUCCCCGACUCCAGAAUUCCUACCGAUGGGACAAUUACCUCGGGGUCCUCGGAAGUUGAUGAGUCAAUGAUCACCGGAGAGUCGGCAAGCAUCGAAAAGUUCAUCGGGUCAUCCGUCAUUGCUGGCACUAUAAAUGGCUCUGGAACCCUUACCGUUCGUCUGAGUCGGCUUCCUGGCAACAACACCAUCAGCAACAUCGCCAGAAUGGUCGAUGAGGCUAAGCUUUCGAAGCCAAAGACCCAGGAAAUUGCUGAUAGAGUCGCAUCCUACUUUGUUCCUGUUGUUGUUGCCAUCACAAUCAUCACUUUCUCAACCUGGAUCGCUAUUGGGAUCACCGUUCGCAAGCAGACCGGCUCCGAGGCAACGAUACAGGCCGUUACAUAUGCCAUUACCGUUCUCAUUGUAUCCUGUCCAUGCGCCAUAGGCCUCGCUGUGCCCAUGGUCAUCUUAAUUGCGAGCGGUGUUGCCGCCGAUAAGGGCGUUAUCUUUAAAUCCGCCGACAGCAUUGAGCUUGCCUAUAAGACUUCACACGUUGUCUUUGAUAAGACUGGAAACAUCACCAAUGGCAAACUCACAGUUGUGCAUGAGGCAUACUUAACCAACGAUCGAGAGGCCAUGCGGUCAUUACUUCUCGGACUGGUCGGGACUAUCAAACACCCAGUUUCUACUGCCAUAUUUACUCAUCUAAAAGCAAACGGUGUCGCACCUACAACCGUUAUGGAUCUCAAGACCUUGACGGGUAGGGGUGUCGAAGCGAAAGUUGACGGAAUCGCCCUCCGGGCUGGGAACUCGCGUUGGCUUGGCCUCUCCACCGACCCCAGAGUUCAACCGGUCCUAUCCGAGAGCUGGACAGCCUUUUGCUUCACUGUGAAUGACUCUUUGGUUGCUGUCUUUGGCCUCGAAGACUCUAUUCGCGCAGACGCUCUCGAGACCAUUUCCAGCCUACAGGCUUCCGGAAUCACUGUUCACCUCCUCUCCGGAGACGAUGAUGGAGCCGUCCAGACAGUCGCUUCAAGGGUGGGCAUUCCUGACAUCAAUGUCCGUUCCCGAUGCACCCCUGGAGACAAGCAAGAGUACAUCCAGCAACUCCUGUCUCAACCUCUGUCCGACGGCAUCCAAGCGAGACCGAAGAAUCCGAAGGAGCCAGUCGUCAUCUUCUGUGGCGACGGGACUAACGACGCUGUGGCACUGGCCCAGGCCACCAUUGGUGUGCAAAUGAGCGAGGGAACAGAUGUCGCAAAGUCGGCGGCGGAUGUGGUUCUCAUGCGUCCAGGCCUGGCUGGGAUUCUCACCGUCAUUGCCAUUAGCAAGAAGGCCAUCCACAGGAUCACCUUCAAUUUUGGCUGGAGCUUCGUCUACAACUUGGUUGCUAUCCUCCUCGGAGCUGGCGCGUUCGUAAACGCCAGGAUUCCGCCCGAGUUUGCGGGCUUGGGUGAACUGGUCAGCGUGCUUCCAGUCAUUGCUGCUGCAGUCCUUCUGCGAUGGAACGCGAUCUAG
Colletotrichum orchidophilum is the source of this 3798-nucleotide messenger RNA. RefSeq names its product copper-translocating P-type ATPase. The record is from RefSeq and is a predicted model, not a curated record. Gene Ontology annotation, biological process: monoatomic cation transport. Lineage: Eukaryota; Fungi; Ascomycota; Sordariomycetes; Glomerellales; Glomerellaceae. The coding region runs from base 1 to 3798 and encodes 1265 amino acids. Gene Ontology annotation, cellular component: membrane. Gene Ontology annotation, molecular function: ATP hydrolysis activity; ATP binding; metal ion binding. The transcript is spliced from 2 exons.